Messenger RNA from Rhagoletis zephyria (snowberry fruit fly), 3455 nucleotides. RefSeq lists its product as uncharacterized. NCBI's taxonomy places the organism in Eukaryota, Metazoa, Arthropoda, Insecta, Diptera, Tephritidae. The record is from RefSeq and is a predicted model, not a curated record.
AUGAAUACGCGAAGAACGCGACCCAAUCACAAUGUGUGCCUGCUCACCCUACUUGCCAUUAGUAUAUCAGCGCUGUUGCCACUUGCGCUAGGUAUACAACAGAAUCAACACUUUCCUGCAGAUUAUCUGGUGCCACCUCCCUUGCCCACACCACAACAUCUCAAACAUCAAAGUGCGCCUGCGCACCAAACAGUCGAAGCCAUAGCGGCGCCUAGUCACAGCUCCAGCAGUGUCGCCGAAACGCCCGGCUUUAUGACACGCGUAGCACGUUGGUUUGGCCUUGGAGCAGCAGAUCAAAAUCAACUAGCCAACGGUUUUUCUUCCGACAGUAAACAAACAUACAAUUAUCCGCCGCCGCUGGGACCGGAUGGUAAGCCGUGUAACCUCUGCAACAAAUAUCCCUGGGUGCCUAUGUUCCCACCGGGACUGCAAUAUCAAGCAGCAGCAAAUGGAAAUAAUCACUAUGCGCAAAUAGUGCCACAUCAGCUCGUCGAAGCGCAGGCAUCACAGAAAUAUGCGCAGCAGCAAGCCUCGCCUUUAGACAAAGGCGGCUUACAACUAGCGCUUGUCAGACAACGCGCAGUGAAAUUCAAUUUUCCCACAGCAUAUCAACCGCAGCCCGGAGCUUACAAAACACCAGCGGCGAAUGCACCCGCAGCAGCACCAUUCUUACCAAUACCUAUACCAAACCUAAGCCUGACCGCUUUGCCGCCCAUCUACAAUGCGCAACAAUUUCGGCUGCCAUAUUUGACGCCUGCGAUUUCCACAACAACAACAACUACCACGGAAUCCGUGCUGAACAGUGAGCAACAAUUGCCCUCAACAGAGCCAGCACACUUCGCCGAAAACAUUGGCGCUCACUCGGAGCUGCAACCGGAUCGUGUGAGGCCAGUACAGACACAUUCACCACCAAACCGAGACCCCGAUCCCAGCUUUGAGAUUGUGAAAAGUCAUCAAAUAACAGAUUUCGUCUCGUCAGUUGAGUAUCCUAUAAGCUACGAGCAAUCGCCUUCUAUAGAUUUGGGUCAGCCAACCGAUUUAGUAAAUCAAGCACCAGUCAAGGAGAGUGUAGCCACAGUACAAUACCAGCAUCAGACUUUAAGUCCUAACUUGCACAAACAUUUGCCUGCAUCGCAGCUGCUUACCGAAUUGGGCAGCUUCGCUGGUACGCAGCAGCAGACCCAACAGACUCAGCAGCCACAGCAGACGCAACAAACGCAGUUCUAUCAGAACACACACGCGUAUGGGCAAACACAGACUCAGCCACAAAUUCAACAGCAGCCGCAAGUACAUCAGCAGUCCGAUACUUCCCGACAGCAACAACAACAACAAGAGUUCUCACAAUUUCCGCAAACGUACGAGCCAUCCACAACAUUCUACACAACGCCAUACGCACCUCAAACUCAAUACCCGCAGCACAAUUAUGAACCCCAGAGGGGACCUUAUGAGCCUCAAGGAGAAGAUAACUUUCCAUCCGCAUCCACACAUAAUCUAACUGAAGUGCAAAAUCAACAACAAAACCAGCACUACAACCCUUGGCUGCCGGUGGCACAAACGUUUCCAUAUACCACCACUGAGACGCCGCGAGAAUUCGACUUUUCAACGCAAUUGGCACAACUCGGCGAGGUGGACUUCAUUACUGAACGUGCUCAGGGAACCACACAAGUAAAAUUUUCACCUUCUCUACAAACACAAACACCAAACCGACAUCAAGGGGUGAAGCAGGGCGGUCGCGACACACCAAAGCGUUUUCUAGAUUCACCCAUACAGCAUGUGCAAGGUUUACAAAAUCAACCGCGUCCAUUCACACGCGACCCAAGCGAACUGAGUCUCCGAUCACCAUCCGUAUCCUUUGUAACGCCCGAACGUCAUUCCAAUCACAAGCACAAUCCCGCGGAUACGUUCUCUCACAACGGACCAUGGUUGGUGACGCCACUGCCUCCCAUAACAACAAAUACUGCUAUGGCUGCUGCACCUACACCAACGUCCACCUAUAGUGCCAUUGACGCAAGCGGUCAAUACGCUGGCAUGUCGCCACCUACACCGCCACCACCCGCGCGCCACAAAGACGUACACCAAAUCAUCAUUCCGUACACCACAAAAAAUAAACCACGACCUUUCGAACCGACACGUAUAGUGGCUACUGGCAAUCCGAAUACGCAGUUCAACAGCGCAUUCCAAAAGUGGUCAGCACAGCAGAACAGCAUCGACAUACACGAACAACAAGAAUCAAAAGUGGUGAGUGCACAGUUGGCUACAGAGGCACCAACUCAUGCACCACCACGACGCACCACAAAAUACAUAACGAAAAUACUUGCCUCCAAUUUGCGCGAUCUACUGCGACGCGAGCAUGAAGUCAGACAGCACAAGGUAAACUCUUCCAGCUUCGACCUAUCAAAGUUGCAGAAGAAUAUCGACGACUGGACGGAGCAAGAAUAUACUUCGCUCUCGCAUCGACCCAGCACGCCCACAAUACGUGGCCGUUCCAAACACAUACCUACCGAAUAUCUGACCACAACAACACCAUCACCUCGUCGACCUAAGACCACAAUCAGUUUCUUUGAAGAAUCCUCCGUGGUGCCGGCAUCAAUUAACGAAUUGCAAGCGUUGCUUUUGGAACGCGGUUCAAAGCGUUUCGAGCUAAAUCAAAUAGACGACACAGUUGAUAAUCGUUUGUUGGAUACACUAGAGAGUGAAACGGCGACUGUGAAAUCUGUGACAACGAGCCGCACAACGACACAGCAUCCGCUAAAUAGCAACGGCCACGCUGCACCGAAUUUCAUGCACUUCAGUUCCGAAACCUAUGAGUCUGAGUCAGAGCCAGAACCAGAACCAGAACCAGAACCGGCAGAACUUUGGCGUAAAGCAAAGGUGUCCAUUUCACCAAAAACUCACGAGAAAGUAUAUGUAGUGACGCCGCAGCCGCUAUUCUUUCCGCAACGUACGUUGGCCACGACUAGCACGACCACUGCAGCACCGCCUGGCUUAAGGAAAACUGCGCGUUUCAUAGUGAGGCCAACACCUGGAAAUGGCAACAACUCAUCAACGCCAGCGCCUAGCCUUUACCGUCCUGAGCUCUUCGGUCUCAUGGGUCUCUCGGCGUAUGUACCAGCCAAGCCAGUGGAAAUCAUCGAUGGAAAUUCAAAAGUCCUGAAUAUUAUAACAACGACGCCAGCUAGUGAGCAACAGGAUGCAACAACCAGACCAAUGGCAUUCGUCGAGCAGUUGUCGAUGGUGAAGAAGGGUAGACGAUUGCGUUCUACAAUGUCGCCAUCGCCAAGAUAAAUACAUAUACAUACAUACACGUGCUGAAAAUUACUCACAACUAAUCGGAAUGGAACGAUCUUGUGGACUCAUAUAACUUUUGUAAUAUAAUUUUUCAAUCGAUAUUUUGGUGUAACUAAAUGCGUAUGUCAUAUUUAAGCGCAUUUAACAUUUAGUAACUACUUUUAAGG